Messenger RNA from Echinops telfairi (small Madagascar hedgehog), 4161 nucleotides. RefSeq names its product protein kinase C iota (gene PRKCI). Gene Ontology annotation, biological process: protein phosphorylation. The record is from RefSeq and is a predicted model, not a curated record. The coding region runs from base 40 to 1668 and encodes 542 amino acids. The transcript is spliced from 18 exons. NCBI's taxonomy places the organism in Eukaryota, Metazoa, Chordata, Mammalia, Afrosoricida, Tenrecidae. Gene Ontology annotation, molecular function: diacylglycerol-dependent serine/threonine kinase activity; ATP binding; protein binding.
CAUCAGGUCCGGGUGAAAGCCUACUACCGCGGGGAUAUCAUGAUAACGCAUUUUGAACCUUCAAUCUCCUUUGAAGGUCUUUGUAGUGAAGUGCGAGAUAUGUGUUCUUUCGACAGUGAACAGCUUUUCACCAUGAAGUGGAUAGAUGAGGAAGGAGACCCAUGUACAGUGUCAUCGCAGCUGGAGUUGGAAGAAGCCUUUAGGCUUUAUGAAUUGAACAAGGAUUCUGAACUUUUAAUUCAUGUAUUCCCGUGUGUGCCAGAACGCCCUGGAAUGCCCUGUCCAGGAGAAGAUAGCUUAAACAAAUUCCACAAUAAAAGGUUGGAAGGGCGUGCUCACUGUGCCAUCUGUACUGACCGAAUAUGGGGACUUGGGCGCCAGGGAUACAAAUGUAUCAACUGCAAACUACUAGUUCAUAAGAAGUGCCACAAACUUGUUACAAUCGAAUGUGGGAGGCAUUCUUUGCCGCCGGAACCAAUGCCUCUGGAGCCAUCAUCCAUUCAUUCAGACCAUGCACAGACUGUGAUUCCAUAUAAUCCGUCAAGUCACGAGAGUUUGGACCAAGUGGGUGAAGAAAAGGAGGCAAUGAACACCAGAGAAAGUGGCAAAGCUUCAUCCAGUUUAGGACUUCAAGAUUUUGAUUUGCUCCGGGUAAUAGGAAGAGGAAGUUAUGCCAAAGUACUACUGGUUCGAUUAAAAAAAACAGAUCGUAUUUAUGCAAUGAAAGUUGUGAAAAAAGAGCUUGUCAAUGAUGAUGAGGAUAUUGACUGGGUGCAGACAGAAAAGCACGUUUUUGAGCAGGCGUCCAAUCAUCCUUUCCUUGUUGGGCUACAUUCUUGCUUUCAGACGGAAAGCAGGUUGUUCUUUGUUAUAGAAUAUGUAAAUGGAGGAGAUUUAAUGUUUCAUAUGCAGCGACAAAGAAAACUUCCUGAAGAACAUGCCAGAUUUUACUCUGCAGAAAUCAGUCUAGCACUGAAUUAUCUUCAUGAAAGAGGAAUAAUUUAUAGAGAUUUGAAAUUGGACAAUGUAUUACUGGACUCUGAAGGGCACAUUAAACUCACUGACUAUGGCAUGUGUAAGGAAGGACUACGGCCAGGAGAUACAACAAGCACUUUCUGUGGUACUCCAAAUUACAUUGCUCCGGAAAUUUUAAGAGGAGAAGAUUAUGGUUUCAGUGUCGACUGGUGGGCUCUUGGAGUGCUCAUGUUUGAGAUGAUGGCAGGCAGGUCUCCCUUUGAUAUUGUUGGCAGCUCUGAUAACCCCGAUCAAAACACAGAGGACUAUCUCUUCCAAGUGAUUUUGGAAAAACAAAUUCGCAUACCACGUUCUCUGUCUGUAAAAGCUGCAAGUGUCUUGAAGAGUUUUCUCAACAAGGAUCCCAAAGAACGACUGGGUUGCCAUCCUCAAACAGGAUUUGCUGAUAUUCAGGGACACCCAUUCUUCCGAAAUGUUGAUUGGGACAUGAUGGAGCAAAAGCAGGUGGUACCUCCUUUUAAACCAAAUAUUUCUGGGGAAUUUGGUUUGGACAACUUUGAUUCUCAGUUCACUAAUGAACCUGUCCAGCUCACUCCAGAUGAUGAUGACAUUGUGAGGAAGAUUGACCAGUCCGAAUUUGAAGGUUUUGAGUAUAUCAAUCCUCUCUUGAUGUCUGCAGAAGAAUGUGUCUGAUCCUCAUUUGCCAACUAUGCAUUUUGCUUGUGAUGCCUUUUAAUGCAUGGAUAAACAUGUUACCAGCUUGAAUACAGUGAUAGAGGUUUAAAAACUAACCAUCUUACAUUUGCCACCCAUGAAACAGCACUGAGUAUCUUUCUUAUUGACUAUCAGGGGCAAUUACUACAUCUAAGUUUAACUACAAACAGAGGAGGAGAGAAACGCUAGUUUCCAGACAAUCAGCAAGAACAAAACUCAGUUGUACUAGUUCUUUAGUGGCCUGCUUCAGAAUUGUGAAGCUCUCUCGGUUGCUUCAGGCCAUCCUGGCCACUGCUGUGAAAGAGUGUCUAUUGCAUUGAGUCACGUAGUGGGAUUAUAUCAGGCCUCCGGCAAUUUCUGUCAUUAAGUGUUUAAAUGUGGCAUAAACGAUUAAUUCAGAAGACACUUCUUUUUAUGUUACCUAUUAUUUUCUCUAUGUUUAAAGCUUCAGCUGGAAAUGUGUCAUUGCCCUUGGUAAUUAAGUGAUUGAUCUUAAGGCAACCAAUUGUUAAAUUGAUCAUAAGAAGUGUUGCUGGCAUAGGCCUGGAGAACACAGAUUCUCCUAGGGUAAUGACUAGACACACUGUAAUAAGAAUCAGAUCCUUAACUCUUUUUCAGACGCUGGCAAGAGUGAUUUUUUUUUUUUAAAGUAUGCUAAGGGAGUAGUUCUGAGCAUGUUCCUUUAGCAGAACUAAGUGGAAAGUUGACAAUGUGUAGCUCACAGGUCUCAGGAUGCAGCUGAUUGGCAGUGUCUCAGUAUAUGGAAAGGAACAAAAUAUAAAUUUAAAACAGAUGCAAAAAAAGUUAAUGGUACUAUUUAUUUCUUAUUGGAGAAUAAAUUUCGCUGCUCUACCUGACUUGACUUAAAUAAUGAGCCACUUGCUACCAAGCUUUUAAAAGCAUUCAUUUAUUCCGUGGAGGCAGAACAAUAUUUUUUCCUGUAAUUUAAUAUUCAAGAAUGUAAAUUAUCUUUCAAGUAGAAUAUCUAACUAUACUUGUCUCUCCCUGGCCCCCUCCCCAAGCCACAUUGUGUAUACUUUGAAUCCUGUCUGUGGGAUUUUCAUUGAAAUCCAAGAAAGGUCAUAAAAUAAACAUAAGUUAAUGUUCAGGACACACAUCCGCUCACACACAUCACAGUUCCAGCUCUUAAGGGAGCGUUUGUGAAGUGUAGGUAACACAUGGACUAGAGUGGAGUACAUUUCAGGGCAGAAUGCUUUAGGUUAUUUUUUAAAUAAUAUUAGCAUCUAACAGUUUGUUUAAAGUGAUGCCAAAUAUAGCAUCCUUCUGUUCUUUAUUUUAAGUGGUUUUUUUUUUAAUGAAAAGGGAUUAAACAAGAGUGAUCAUCUAAGUAACUUACAAUUGAUCAAUCUUAGUAAAAUUAAAAUUAGGGGAUGCUAUCUAGUCUUAAACUGAGAAUGAUUUUAAAAUGAUGAGCAUUUAAUAAAUUUUCUUUUGGGGGAGUUAAAUUUUGUUAGAAAUGUAAUUUCCCCAAUUUUUGGCCAUAUCUUUUCGUUUCUUUGAAUAACUAGGCGAGAAAACUUCAAAGGAAAAUGUUAAUUUAUUAUUACAUGUUCAUUUGAGAGGUAUACUAUGUUUCUGUUCAUACCUGGAACGUAAAACAUGAAUCAUAAACAUGUCCUGUCAGAAGGGCGUGUAUGACCCGGCUGCUGCUCCCUGCACGCAUGGCGGUGUCACGAGUUGUCCACUGUGAGGGUUCCCUUGGGACUGUGCUCACAGCGCACUUCAUGGGGCCGCAUGAAAAUGCCAUGCGCCUUUUAACCUCAGUUUAAGAAAUACUUUGUAAAUUUUUUUUUAAGCCUGCGGUUAAAUAUUAGCAUAUUGGUGAUAAAAAAUUUUGAGGGAGAAGUGGUGAGUUACUAUUAUCUUACCCACAAUUUUAAACAGAUUUUGAAUGAAUGACUUCUUUAAGUUAAUAAUCUUCUCAAAAAAAAGGAAAAAAAUCAGUUUUCUACUGAUGAUCUAAUGUUACCCAUGAUGAACAUUUUUCUAUGAUGAGGUUUUAAACCAUUCUUCAGGUUGGAUUUUUGUUUUCUGAUUUUUUUUUUAACUAAUAAGAUUUAAUGUGUGUAUUUUAUACAGAAUUACAUUACAAAUAAUGUUCGUUGUCUUUUGUCUUCUGUUUUUGCAAUCUUUAAGUGCCAUGACAACUCUCUGUAUAUUCUAGUAGAUGUUCUCACAAAAGACUACGAGGGGAGUAAGGCAGUGUGAUGAUGGUCAGAAUGGCUAGAAUUUGGGUGUAUUUUGCAUAAGCAUGAUAUCUGUGGUCAGAACAUUUUAUGUAUACACAGCCUGGAGUCGAUACCAGGUGUUGUGCUUGUUCCAUACCGGUACAUUUUCAUGUUUAAGUUUGUUUUUGUUUCGUAAUGUACAAUACUGCCUUGGUUAUCAUAUUGUAAUCUGUAUUUGCAUUUUUUUUACUUUAAAAUCUUUAAAUAAAACAUUUAAUAACCA